AUGACUUGGAAAGCUGGCAUCGUCGGGGUAACGCCCUGGCACCUGUUAUUAGCGGGUCUAACCGUAUUCUGCUACUGCUGUGCUGUGGCGAUCUACCGCCUAUACUUUAGCCCUCUCGCGAAGUUUCCCGGGCCGAAGCUGGCUGCUCUCACCAGUCUUUAUGCCGGGUAUUACGACGUGAUUCGUGGCGGACAGUAUGUCUGGAUCGUUGAGGAGAUGCACCGAAAGUACGGACCUGUAGUUAGGGUCAGACCUGAUGUGUUACAUGUCAAUGACCCAAGCUCUAUUGAGAAGCUCUACCCGCUGUCUCCCAAACAUCGUCGCGAAAGAUACAAGACCAUCUUGAAGACGCUUCAAUUACCUGGCUCCAUCCUCGCAACCCAGGAUCAUGACUUGCACCGAAAACGCCGGAGUGUUCUGAACCCCUUCUUCUCCCAGCAGAACGUGCGCCGUCUUGAGCCUAUCAUCAAUGACACUCUGGCGACCUUGUUGCGUCGCAUGGAUCGCUGGGCUCAACGUGGGGAUACUGUGCAUCUUAGCGCUCCCUUUCGUGCGGCCACCAAAGAUAUCAUUCAAGUCAUCCUAUGCUCUUGGGAUAGUGCCAAGUUCCUUGAGAUGGAAGACUGCAAUGCCCCAUUCUUUGACGUCAUGGGACCAUCGAGAGUUACUCACUUUGGCACUGAAAUCCCCGAGUCUGAGAAGACAGCACAACGGCUCGCUGAUGAGGCUGUGGUCCUAUUGAUUGCUGGCAGCGAAACGACCGCAUCGACGCUAGCUGCAAUCACGUUUCAUUUACUAGAUGAACCACGUAUGUUGGCAAGACUGAAAGCUGAACUUGAAACAGCAAUGCCGGACCCCAAUCAACUCCCUAUUGCAUCGAAACUGGACGGUUUACCUUUCCUCAAUGCCCUUAUUGAGGAGGCUAUUCGCUUUUACCCCGGAGCGAGCCACCGUCAGGAUCGCGUCGCCCCUGAUGAAGAUCUUGUGCUUGAAACAACAGAGGGCAAGAAGUUUGUAAUACCGGCAGGGACACCCUUCGGCAUGACAGCGCCGAUCAUCAAUCGUCACCCCGCGCUGUACGAGAACCCUAACGUGUUCUACCCUGAUCGCUAUAUUGAAAACCCAAAGCUUCUGAAAUCUCAGUUCAGCUUCUCGAAGGGUGCUCGUCAAUGCAUUGGCAUGAACCUGGCGUAUCAGGAACUGCAAUCAUUGACCGCUGGCAUAUUCCGCAAGUACGAUGUUUAUGAUCCUACGUUGGAGACACAAACUGGCCCCACUUUGGAAUUGUACGAGACCAAAAUUGAAGAUAUCGCCAUGGAUGCCGAUUAUAUAACGACUUCUCCUUACCCUGGAAGCCAGGGCGUCAGAGUCAGGAUCCGAAGAUGA
Messenger RNA from Neoarthrinium moseri, 1386 nucleotides. RefSeq lists its product as uncharacterized. Bases 1 to 1386 code for a protein of 461 amino acids. Lineage: Eukaryota; Fungi; Ascomycota; Sordariomycetes; Amphisphaeriales; Apiosporaceae. Gene Ontology annotation, molecular function: iron ion binding; oxidoreductase activity, acting on paired donors, with incorporation or reduction of molecular oxygen; monooxygenase activity. The record is from RefSeq and is a predicted model, not a curated record. The transcript is spliced from 4 exons.